CAAACAUUCCUGUUUUCACUGUUCCCAACAGACGAUCACACAUCCACCAACACUGGUCUGUUCUUCUUCAUCUCUAACGAGGGCAACCAGAACCUGUACGUGUCCCAGGCCAACCUGUGGCUCUACUUCCGCGUGCUGCCGGCCGGCGCUGAGAAAGGCCUUCGGAGAAAGGUGACAGUCAAGAUCCAUUACCAAGAGCCCGGGGCAGCUGGCGGAGCGGAGGCAGGUCCAGGAGGUGGUGGUGGUGGAGGAGGGGGAACAGGCCGCUGGGCUGUGGUGGAAAAGCGAGUGGAUCUGAAACGUAGCGGCUGGCAUACUUUCCCCCUGUCUGAGGCUGUGCGUGCUGUGUUUGGGAAGGGCAACCGGCGCCAGGACCUGGAGGUCCACUGCGAGGGCUGCGAGACAGCCGGUGUGUCUCCGAUAAUGGUGGACCCCAGCGACCCGUCCCACCGGCCCUUCCUGGUGGUGCGCGUGCGACAGGUGGACGGAAAGCACCGCAUUCGCAAGCGGGGUCUCGAAUGCGACGGCACCAGCGGGGGCCUUUGCUGCCGGCAGCAGUUUUACAUUGACUUCCGCCUCAUUGGCUGGAACGACUGGAUCAUUGCGCCAGCUGGUUACUAUGGCAACUACUGCGAGGGUAGCUGCCCGGCCUACAUGGCGGGUGUUCCAGGCUCGGCUUCAUCCUUCCACACUGCAGUGGUGAACCAGUAUCGCAUGAGAGGGAUGAGCCCCGGCUCGGUCAACUCCUGCUGCAUCCCCACAAAGCUCAGUACUAUGUCCAUGCUCUACUUUGACGAUGAAUACAACAUCGUAAAGAGGGAUGUGCCCAACAUGAUUGUGGAGGAGUGCGGCUGUGCUUGAGUCAGCCGUCGCCCUUCGUUAUCUCUGAACUUGGAACAGUUGGAAAGGCCUUUUGUACCAACAGGACGUUGUUGUACGGUACACAUAUAUAAUAUAUCUAUACCUACCGUAAAUGCAAGCAGCACGCACACUGAUGCAUCUGGUACCCCUUGCAAAUGCAAGUACCUGUGCUGUGUCCCCGUGUGUGUGUUUGCCCGGUGAUUGUGCGAGUGUGUGUAUUUAUAAGUGAGGUGCUCGCUGUCCGGCUGAGUUAAGUCCGUCGAGUGACAACCGGUCAGUGACGGGACGAGAAGGGAACGAUUAUCACCAAAUUAUACUUUGCUCUAGUUUGCCAUUUCUAGACAAAAAUAAUGGCAAAUCAUCUCUUGUAUGAAGAUAACAAGCGCUUAAGUAAAGUGACAGGAUUGGCCAAUUGCAUUAUUUGCUUCACCCCAACACUCCCGAUCCCGCUCCUCCAACCCUCUAGAGUACUUACAGACUUUUAUUUCUUUUUAGAAAGCACUGACAAUUCAUCAGCUUAUACAACUUAGAACAGCAGCACUUCCCUCAUAUGCCAGCAGACACAGUCCUCCAUAUCUGGUGGAAUUAGACUGGCAGCGCUUAAUGCCCCGCAGGAUUAUACCCUCCGCAGAGAGGCGAAAGAAAGUCCUCCACAGGUCUGCUGUCCUGCCUCCUUGCUGUUGACAACGGGCCUCGACCUCCACUUCCUGCCUGUCCAGACAGACGCAGGCCCCGCUACCGUGACAACCAGGUGAAGAUUGAUGUGCACUUCACUUGUGUACAGAAAAGCGACAAAAGAGAGAACUGCUUCCUCCCUCCCCCCCUGAGGCUCAGGAGACGUGGGCCUGCUGGACUCUAGUUCUGGCCCAGUGGGUCACCACGGUGCAGUGCAGCACUUGCAGAAACUGAAAUGCACACCCUGAAUAGCACUUGUAUAAAGAAAUGCCUACCAAGGAGUACUGAGUGUCCUGUCCUAUCGCUAAAUAAGUGCCACAUGAGCUAUGCAAUGUAUAGUAACCUAUACCCAUACUCAACACGCUCUAUUAGACUGACUUCUCUUUCUACCUGUCUCUCUCCGCUCGCUCCUCUCUCUCCCUCUCUCUCUCUCCCUCUCUCUCUCUCUUGCUUCUAGCCUCCACUCUUUAUCAAUACUUGAAAUGUAAUCUUUCGCUUCCUUUCCAAAGCGAAUGAUUGUUGUGACGUUUGCACUGAAAAGUUGCGGGAUUAGUGAAACAAAAACUGCCAUUGAAAAGUUAUUUUUAUAGAAGUAAAUUUAAUUUUGUUUCAAAUGUAUUUUACCUAAUUAAUGGAACCAAAGAGGCCAAGAUUUUUAGCUAUUGUACUAAGAUGGCGAGGCCAUUGAGUUACUGUGUACAAUACUGUUUUUGAUCAUUCGCAAUAGGCCUACCACUGUAUCAGGGUACGAUAAAUGAUUUCAUUCCUUAGCUCUGUCGUCGUUCUCUGUUUUGUACAAUAAGCAACUCUUCAUUUUUUCAUCUUUAACUCUAUUUUUUUUGUUUCAGUUUUCUAUUUAAUAAGAAAGUUGUUUUUAGUUCCUGUCUAAGAAUCAUCUAGUCAAAUAAAUGUCAUGUGUACAGUUUGUCAAAUAAAAAUGUUUUCUUAAAUAUUUUGUAACUUUAAAA
Molecule: messenger RNA, 2504 nt
Organism: Gasterosteus aculeatus aculeatus (three-spined stickleback)
Lineage: Eukaryota; Metazoa; Chordata; Actinopteri; Perciformes; Gasterosteidae
Source: RefSeq, a predicted model, not a curated record